Molecule: messenger RNA, 1071 nt
Organism: Penicillium canariense
Lineage: Eukaryota; Fungi; Ascomycota; Eurotiomycetes; Eurotiales; Aspergillaceae
Exons: 1
Coding region: 1-1071 (356 amino acids)
Source: RefSeq, a predicted model, not a curated record
AUGACCAGUAUCAACGCUGCCGAGAUGCCGGAAGUGAAUAUGGCCGUUGGACCCUUGGACCUAUAUAAUAAUGCUACCGCGGGUCUGACCUUGACUGGGUCAGAAAUUCCUUUCUUCCCAAGCUACGACCUGGACUGGCCAGAUAUCAUGGAAAAUAUCGACAGCUUUGCGGUCCCGGAUCAGGUUGGGGCAGAUAAUACAGCACCGACUCGAAGUGUCCUGGCAGGUGAAAUAUAUCAAGAACGAAUUAUUUCGGCCGUGAAGCAAUUCAAAUCCUGGCCAGGUAUGUACGCAAAUCGAGGACAUAUUCCGUUCAUACACGCCCGGUUAUAUACAGACCACCUACCAUCCGUCAUGCAAGAAGCUCUGGGAAUUUGCUCCCUUAAUGCUCAGAGAAAUAGUCACAACGAGCACUUGGUCAAUCGGUGCAUCAGUCAAGCGGCGCGACGACUAUUGAAAAAGCACUGCGAGUUAGAUGAUAUGUCCAUCACUGAGCAACUAGCUUCGGUACAGGCAUUAUGCCUCUAUCAGAUCGUUCAACUGUUCGAUGGGGAUAUUGCGCUGCGAUCGCAAGCCGAAGCGGCGGGGCCUUUCCUGGAUCGAUGGCUUCGCCAGCUCAAGUGCUAUGCCAAGCCUGUCAGCGAUGCAUUGAGAAAUGCGACUCCCGUGGGAUCCGCACACGAUGCAUGGCGGGCAUGGGUAUUCGAUGAAUGUGUACGACGAACCCUGAUCGUCGGGUUUUCCAUUGAAGGGCUCUACUCGUUUCUCAAGAACGGUUGGGAUGCCUCUCACCAUGAUUUUGCGGAACUUGGUUUCUACGCACAGCGGGCGCUCUGGACUGCGCCAUCCGAAUAUUUCUGGCUGGCAGCUCUGCAGGACCACUUGUUGCUUCCAGUGUGGUUUCGGACAUGGGAGGCUGAUACUGCUCAAGCGCAACCUUCAGACAUGGAAGAACUCGGAAUGAUCAUGAUGGGGUUCAUAAAGGGAGUAGAUUAUUGCCGUCACUGGGCAGGAAAAGAGGCUCUUGAUCAAUUUGGUCUCGCUUUACCCGAACUCGGCUCGUACCCCUGA